Hylaeus anthracinus is the source of this 1134-nucleotide messenger RNA. RefSeq names its product 15-hydroxyprostaglandin dehydrogenase [NAD(+)]-like. The record is from RefSeq and is a predicted model, not a curated record. Gene Ontology annotation, molecular function: oxidoreductase activity, acting on the CH-OH group of donors, NAD or NADP as acceptor. The transcript has 7 exons. Gene Ontology annotation, cellular component: cytoplasm. Lineage: Eukaryota; Metazoa; Arthropoda; Insecta; Hymenoptera; Colletidae. The coding region runs from base 140 to 928 and encodes 262 amino acids.
AAUUUACUUUGUAGAUAAGCGAUCUAUUUAAUUUUCGACGCAACAGAGGCCGCGGCUCAUUCUACGUCGACGAGAUCUACCGCACUCAUCGUUCAAUCGCUCAUUUUACGAGGCAAGGGUUAGUGAUCGUAAAGUGACCAUGGAUAACGUUAAGAACAAGACAGUUUUGAUCACUGGAGCCGCCGUUGGGAUUGGAUUUACAUUCGCGCAAAAGUUGCUGAAAAAUGGAGCGAAGGCUAUCGCUAUUCUCGACUUGAGUAGCUCGUCAGGUGCGCAAUCCGCUUCGAAUUUGGAAAACGAAUUCGGAAAAGGCAAAGCAGUAUUCUUCCCGUGUGACGUGGCCAACGCUGAACAAUUCGCAGAGACUUUUAAGAAGGUUGUGAAUACGUUCAAUGGCGUCGACAUUGUCAUCAACAACGCCGGUAUUUUCAGGGAUCAAGCUUGGAAAGCGACUGUCGACGUAAAUAUCACUGGCGUGGUUCAAGGUUCGUUGCUCGCGAUAGAUCACAUGGGUAAACACAAAGGAGGCAAAGGCGGUGUCGUAGUAAACGUUGCCUCGAUUAUUGGGCUCUCGCUCUUCCCAGGAUGUCCGGUGUACUGUGCCAGUAAACACGCCGUGGUUACACUCAGUCGCUGUUUACAGGAGAAUUACCAUAAGACUGGCGUGGACGUUCUGGUGAUAUGCCCCGGCUUCACGAGCACACCGUUGCUUUCUACUUAUCAGGAUAAAAUGCUCGACUUCGUUGAGGCCCCCGAACUCCUGAAAUAUGUCACCGAGUAUCCAGUACAAACGCCUGAUAACGUGGGCGAGGCUUUGGUGAAACUCAUCCAGAAAGGCAAGAACGGAGAUAUUUGGGUCAGCGAAGGUGGAAAUCCACCCUACGCUGUCGAGUUCGCACCUGUCAAGAAAGUGGAGCUCAACGUUUGAUGAGAAGUUCUCGUUUUCCUUAGGGUCUAGAUAAUUCAACUGUGUGAUGAUGGAAGGAACAAAGAUAUUCUCCUAAAAACGACGCAAAAUUUAGGGACUGAUUUUCGUGUUUGGACUGAUUUUGAUUACAAUUUAAUUUAUAUUUUUAAUCUACAGAGUUAUGUAACGACAAUAUUCCUGACUAAAUAAAUGUAGAAUAUGGUCAA